Messenger RNA from Camelus dromedarius (Arabian camel), 1656 nucleotides. RefSeq names its product phosphoglycerate kinase 2 (gene PGK2). Gene Ontology annotation, cellular component: sperm fibrous sheath; extracellular exosome; cytosol. Bases 111 to 1364 code for a protein of 417 amino acids. NCBI's taxonomy places the organism in Eukaryota, Metazoa, Chordata, Mammalia, Artiodactyla, Camelidae. Gene Ontology annotation, biological process: gluconeogenesis; glycolytic process. The record is from RefSeq and is a predicted model, not a curated record. The transcript has a single exon. Gene Ontology annotation, molecular function: phosphoglycerate kinase activity; ATP binding; ADP binding.
GGCCAAAGGGAAGGGCGUUAAAACCACCACCCACACAGCAUCCCAGCAGCAGUAAAGCGGCUCUCCUCAACAUCGGUCUCUAUGCAUUAGCCUGUCUUCAUAUUGCCAAGAUGUCUCUUUCUAGGAAGUUAACGUUGGACAAACUGGAUGUUAAAGGGAAACGAGUCAUCAUGAGAGUAGACUUCAACGUGCCCAUGAAGAAGAACCAGAUUACAAACAACCAAAGAAUCAAGGCUUCCCUCCCAAGCAUCAAAUACUGCCUGGAUAAUGGAGCCAGGUCAGUAGUUCUUAUGAGUCAUUUAGGUAGACCUGAUGGUGUUGCGAUGCCUGACAAGUACUCCUUGGAGCCCGUUGCUGCUGAGCUCAAAUCCUUGCUGGGCAGGGACGUUCUGUUCCUGAAGGACUGUGUAGGCCCGGAAGUGGAGAAAGCUUGUGCCAGCCCAGCAACUGGCUCAGUCAUCCUGCUGGAGAACCUGCGCUUUCAUGUGGAAGAAGAAGGGAAGGGCCAAGACCCUUCUGGAAAUAAGCUUAAAGCAGAGCCAGAUAAAAUAGAAACCUUCCGGACCUCACUCUCCAAGCUAGGGGAUGUGUAUGUCAACGACGCUUUUGGCACGGCCCACCGAGCCCACAGUUCCAUGGUGGGAGUGAAUUUGCCCCAGAAGGCUUCUGGAUUCCUGAUGAAAAAGGAGCUGGAUUACUUUGCCAAAGCCUUGGAAAACCCAGAGAGACCCUUUCUGGCUAUACUUGGUGGCGCCAAAGUGGCAGACAAGAUCCAACUCAUCAGAAACAUGCUGGACAAGGUCAAUGAGAUGAUUAUUGGUGGCGGAAUGGCUUACACCUUCCUGAAGGUACUUAACAACAUGGAGAUCGGUGCUUCCCUAUUCGAUGAAGAGGGAGCCAAGAUUGUCAAAGAUAUCAUGGCCAAAGCUGAGAAGAACAGUGUGAACAUUACCUUUCCUGUUGACUUUAUCACUGCCGACAAGUUUGAGGAGAAUGCUAAGGUUGGCCAAGCCACGGUGGCAUCAGGUAUACCUGCCGGCUGGAUGGCUUUGGACUGCGGUCCUGAGACCAACAAGAAGUAUGCUCAGGUUGUGGCCCAAGCCAAGCUGAUUGUGUGGAACGGACCUUUAGGGGUAUUUGAAUGGGAUGCUUUUGCUAAGGGAACCAAAGCCCUCAUGGAUGAAAUUGUGAAAGCCACUUCCAAGGGCUGUGUCACCAUCAUAGGAGGUGGAGACACGGCUACUUGCUGUGCCAAAUGGAACACGGAAGAUAAAGUCAGUCACGUGAGCACUGGGGGAGGUGCCAGUCUAGAGCUGCUGGAAGGCAAAGUCCUUCCCGGAGUGGAGGCCCUCAGCAGCCUGUAGCUGACCAAGUGCCCCUUCCUAGUGUUAGAGAACAGAGGUCCACAGACUUUGAGUCAACUUAGUGCUUCCACAUCUCAACUUGAUCUUUGUUAAAAUCUACCCCUAAAUCAAGACCUGGGCAAUGACCAAGGGAUGGGCCACCAGGAACUCGGAGCAUCAGCAUAGCAAUGCAGUUCAUUUUAGUCCUGGGGUCAUACAUUUGCCUGUUCUCGUCAUGAUCUCAUUUGAACUUCACCAUUGUAAUGUGAUGGUAGAAAGUGAGUUGCCUAUUAAAAUGAGUUGAAUAAGCUGA